This is a messenger RNA of Lotus japonicus, 2465 nucleotides long. RefSeq names its product very-long-chain aldehyde decarbonylase CER3-like. NCBI's taxonomy places the organism in Eukaryota, Viridiplantae, Streptophyta, Magnoliopsida, Fabales, Fabaceae. Bases 338 to 2227 code for a protein of 629 amino acids. Gene Ontology annotation, molecular function: iron ion binding; oxidoreductase activity. Gene Ontology annotation, biological process: lipid biosynthetic process. The transcript has 11 exons. The record is from RefSeq and is a predicted model, not a curated record.
ACAGAGGAAAACUAACCGCAUUGGCAAUAACGCUUGGCUCAUUGACCCUAUAAAUAGGUGAUGGGGAAGAUGGCUUCAUGGCAGCUUAAUAAUGGUGGCUCAAACUCAGCAACAGAGUUUCUAGUAUAAAGAGAUUUAUACUUUCAUUCUGGGAUUGGUUCCCUCCUUUUGGGUAUUUGGAUCCUUCCAGGUUACUAUUUUGGGCUCCCAUUCUAUAGGACUCUAUUGGGUUUUGUGUGUUUUUCUUGAUACAAGUUAGUACAAGAGCCUAUAGAAGUGUUGGAACAUAGAAGAAUAUUUUAAGUUUACUAGUAUCUACUAUCUAGGCCAGUGAAAAAUGGGUGCUCCAUUAUCAACAUGGCCAUGGGAGAAUUUGGGGUUAUUCAAGUAUCUUUUAUAUGGUCCCUUUGUGUGGAAAGUGCUGUAUGAAGUGUUUUAUGUUGAAGAUUCCAACCUCAAAUUCAGCUGGUGCUUUCAUUUGCUCCUACUCUGUGGUCUCAGAGGAUUUCUUCAUGUCCUAUGGAACUCUUUCAGCAACAUGCUUUUUCUCACAAGAAACAGAAGGAUUCUUCAACAAGGGGUAGAUUUCAAGCAGAUUGACAAAGAAUGGGACUGGGACAACUUCCUAAUUCUUCAAACAAUAAUUGCUUCCAUGGCCUAUUACAUGCUACCCUUCCUUCAAAACCUUCCUUCCUGGAAUGUUAAAGGUGUUAUUGUAGCCUUGGUACUGCAUGUGGGAAUCUCAGAACCACUUUAUUAUUGGGUGCACAGAAAGUUUCAUGGAGACUAUCUUUUCACCAAUUACCACUCACUUCACCAUUCAUCUCCAGUACCAGAGUCAUUGACUGUGGGACACGCAACAAUUGUGGAGCAUGCAUUUAUUAGUGUAGUAAUUGGGAUCCCUAUCCUUGGAGCAUCAGUGAUGGGAUAUGGAUCAGCAAGCUUGGUAUACGGAUACGUUUUGGGUUUUGAUUUUCUGAGGUGUUUGGGGCAUUGCAAUGUUGAGGUUGUUCCACACGGACUGUUCAAGACAUUCCCAUUUAUGAAAUAUCUUCUCUACACACCAACAUACCACAGCCUACACCACACUGAUAAUAAGGAUACCAACUUUUGCCUAUUCAUGCCACUCUUUGACGCCCUUGGCCACACGCUUAACACCAAAUCCUGGGAAUUACACGAAUCAUUCAGCUCAGGAAAAUGCAGCAGGGUACCUGAUUUUGUUUUCCUGGCCCAUAUAGUGGAUGUGACAUCCUCCAUGCAUGCUCAAUUCUGUCUCAGAUCAUUCGCUUCCUUGCCAUUCAGAACAAGGUUCUUCUUGAUACCAUUCUGGCCAAUCGCCAUAACAACUUUGCUAGCAAUGUGGGUUAGGUCCAAGGCCUUUUUAUUUUCAUUCUACUACCUCAGGGAUAGACUGCACCAAACCUGGGUUGUCCCCAGGUGUGGCUUUCAGUAUUUCUUGCCAUUUGCUGCUGAGGGCAUCAAUAAGAAAAUCGAGGAGGCUAUCCUCACAGCUGACAAAAUUGGUGUUAAAGUCAUAAGCUUGGCAGCAUUGAAUAAGAAUGAAGCUCUAAAUGGGGGUGGAAAACUCUUUGUGGACAAACAUCCAAACCUCAGAGUCAGGGUUGUUCAUGGGAACACCUUAACUGCUGCUGUUAUUAUUGAUGAAAUCCCAAAAGAUGUUGAAGAAGUGUUCCUAACAGGAGCAACUUCCAAGCUUGGAAGAGCAAUUGCUCUCUACCUUUGCCAAAAGAAAGUCAAAGUACUGAUGUUAACUCUUUCAGCUGAUAGAUUUAAGAGGAUUCAAAAGGAAGCCCCCCAAGAAUACCAAAGCUACCUUGUUCAAGUGACCAAAUACCAAGCUGCACAACACUGCAAGACUUGGAUUGUUGGCAAGUGGAUCACGCCAAGGGAGCAAAGCUGGGCUCCGCGUGGAACACAUUUCCACCAAUUUGUUGUCCCACCAAUCUUGCCCUUUAGAAGGGACUGCACUUAUGGUGAACUUGCAGCUAUGAGGUUACCAGAAGAUGUUGAAGGCCUUGGUUCCUGUGAGUACACGAUGGAGAGAGGAGUGGUUCACGCGUGCCACGCCGGAGGAGUAGUACAUAGUCUUGAGGGAUGGACUCAUCACGAAGUUGGAGCGAUCGAUGUUGAUAGGAUUGAUGUUGUGUGGAAAGCAGCACUCAAACAUGGUUUAAGACCAGUGUCUUCAGGAUCCACCGGCAAAUGAAAUUAAAAUCUGGGUCCAAGAGUUUGAGAACAGAAAAAUUACAUUGAACUAAUGGCCUUCCUAAUGAGUUUUAUGGUGUGUUAUGAAGUGGUCAUUUAAAAUGUUGUUACAUUCUUUCAAGUUGUUUUGUCAUUGUUGUUGAACGUUCACAUCCACUGUGCUUCAUAGCAUAAUGGGGCUACCUGGCUCUCAUGCCAUAAUUUAAUUUCUUUAAUUAAUAUCAGAAACAUCUUCUUAA